This is a messenger RNA of Cooperia oncophora, 504 nucleotides long. NCBI's taxonomy places the organism in Eukaryota, Metazoa, Nematoda, Chromadorea, Rhabditida, Trichostrongylidae. The record is from the annotation of a GenBank genome assembly.
AUGUGUAUUGUGUACACGAAGGGCCUGCUCACAGUUGAUGAACAGCGUCAAUACUACUUGGAUAACCUUGGCACGAGCCUUGCUCUGCCUCAGAACGCCACACUGGUACGUGGUCAGGAAAUGCGUUGUCCGGCGUGCAAUCGUCCAAAUGAAGAAACAUGCUUUGAGGAGAAGAUUAAGCGACAAGGAAUCUACGUGCAAACAUACAAUCCUCCAACUGAACCUGAUGAUGACCGUCUGGAUGGUAACGUGCGGUCUCGAUGCUACUACGCUAUGAUGCGUUGCUCAGCUAAAAACAGAUCUUGCUUGAGCUCUAUGGGUCCGGAGAGCUAUGACGAUAGCGAUGCUCUGAACGAUAGCGUGUACAACCCACUCGAAGCACUCAACGCAUGCAUCACAUGCGGAGUACAUUGCCAUCGGAUAUGCGCUGGACCACCAUGGUCCACCUACACCCCUGAGGAUGAAGGCGACGAGGAAAAAUGGCAAUGCGAGGACUGCAGGUGA